Molecule: messenger RNA, 6102 nt
Organism: Penaeus chinensis
Lineage: Eukaryota; Metazoa; Arthropoda; Malacostraca; Decapoda; Penaeidae
Product: KAT8 regulatory NSL complex subunit 1-like
Exons: 12
Coding region: 463-3822 (1119 amino acids)
Cellular component (GO): NSL complex
Molecular function (GO): histone acetyltransferase binding
Source: RefSeq, a predicted model, not a curated record
UAUGUGUAAUUGGGGUGCGUAUUGUGCCGAAGGAUAGCAGUAGAAGACCAUAUAUGCACGUGUCAAUGCGCUUUAAGCUAUCGAAAAAAAUCAUCUCCAAGAGAGGAUUCAGUAACUCCUCUGGUGUGAAUUGUGAGGUUGUGCGGAGAAGAGCGCUACAGGAUCUUUCAGUGUAAUAUCCAGGAUUUGGGUUCAUUUCGGAUUUUCAGACCGCCGUUCUACAUUGACAGAGAGUGCUGUGGUUCCUACGGUCAUUGUUGGGAGUGAGGAAAGCGCCCGUGGCGGUGACGUCCGCAGUGAAAUCUAGUGGCCAGUGUUGUGCACAGUGUUACUUGUGUCAUUGCAGUGUUUCUCUUACAAAAAUGUGGGUGGUGUAAAGCGAGGGUGGCAGGUGCCGCGGGCGGUGCCAUGGGUGGCAGGUAGCACCGCGGCGCGGGUGUGUCGCGGGAGUGGGUGGGCGUAAUGGCCCCCGCCCUUACUCAAGCGUCGGACCCGCAGACGUUUCACGUGACUGCCCACCACCACUCUCCUGCUCGCCCUGGCGAGGCUCCGUCGAGCCGCAGUAGCCCUCCGCCCACCGCCCACCUUGCGCUGCAGUAUGGUGGGCUGAAGGAGCCUCACGACUGCACGGACGCCCACCUCGCCGCGGCCCUUACGAACGGCACGCGUCGCGCCCGCCUUCUGCCGCCCUCGCCUGUAGGCGCGGGUGGGUUGGCGUGCGGGCGGGAGGGCUGUGACCCUCCGCCACGCCCCCACGCCGCCCACACUACCAUGGACCCACCAUCGGGCGCAACGGCCCCCACUGAAGAUACAAGUCAACCCCCCAAUUGCUGCGACAGCAACGCCAUGGGUCAGGACACAGGGCAGCAGGGCGCCCCUGGCCAGCAGGCGCCCCAUGCCGCCGACCACAAGGCCCCGCGCCCUCCGCCCCAGGACGGCGACCUCCUGGCGCUCAUCGGGCGGGACUUCGCUAACAUGAACGAGAUCAUUGAUACGCUGACCCGGCUGGCGGACAACCCCGAGGUGCUGGCGGCGGUGGACACGGCCGCCCUCGACCUGCACGGCCAGUGCGAGGGCGUCCCGCACCAGGCGCUCGACCCCCAGGCCCAGGUCCGCCAGGUCACCAAGGAGGAGCGAGCGCACCUCCUCGUGGACGAGCUGGACCGCCGCCACCUGCAGAUAGAACGGCGUCAGACUCGCCUCCUUCGCCGCCUGCGCCGCGUCACGGCCCGCGGCCUGGGCGCCUCCGUGUCUGGCCAACUCCGCGAGUUGCUGGACCACGCCCAUGGCGCUCUGGCCAAGCAACGAGAACACACGAGCGCCUCCGAGGAUGGACCCGCUCCGACCAGCGCCCCGGAGGUCGGGGUGGAGGCGCUCCGAGCCGACGCCAUGCGCACUAUGUCUACCUCAGCCUUGGUCAACCUGGUGAGACGCGUUGAAGCUUCCCAAGGGCUGGCCAGGCUUGCGGCUGCCUCCCACCGCCCCCCUCGCAGCCGCCCGCCGACGCCCGCGCCGGCGCUGCCGGAACACACGCGCGCUGAAGUUGCGGCGGUCAGCGCGGAAGUGGAGGCUGCUGCCCAUGCCCAUACCCACCACGACUCUGACGCUACAGAGUCGUCCUCUGGAGGAGAGUCGUGCGAUGAAGGAGACGGAUACAACGACACAAAUACCCAUCACGUCCCUGUGCGUGAGAGAGCGUUGUACCGUUACUGCCGAGCCAGGUCGUGGGUGGCCUCCAGAUGGACGUGGCUACAGGCGCAGGUGGCCGAUUUAGAAUAUAGAAUACUUCAGCAACAAAAAAUAUAUGCGCAUGUACGCAACAAUAAAGGUGCAGUACAAGUGGAAGAAGGGAGUAGAUGGAGAGGGAUGACCUUACGUGACCCAGCUCAUCUAGAUGUCCAUGACCCUGCCCUCACUUGCCUUGCUGCCCCAACCUCCCGCACUACUGUCAAUGGCUAUCAUGGUCGGAUAGAUGACGGUAUCAGCGGGGGUGUCAGCGAUUCUUCCUUCGUCUCGGCUCGUACACAAGGGUUGAGAGCCAUCAAGAGACGACGUUUAGUGAGGGCCGGAGCCGGACUCUGCGCCAGUCACAGGAGAGGAGCUGGGGGAGGCCGUAUUCCAGCAGUGCAAUGCAAGUGUGUCCUACCUUUAACAUGUGUCUUAUGCACACGUCUCCAAGGUAUAGUUCCUCCAACAGCCCCUCCAGACCCAGACACACAGCCCUGGAAUGAGAGACAUGCGCGAGUUGAUCCUACUUUCCAACCAGUUCUCUCUCAACCUGCUGAUGUGUCAUUAUCAGAACGUUUUGAUGCCAUACUGAAAACCACCGAUUGGCAGAGACAGGUUCUGACAGCCAAGACCCUCCAGCCGCUACCUGUUACCAGAACAAACCGGGAAACUUUGCAUGUGGAGAAGAAAAAGAAGAAGGAUAAAGAUCGUAAAAAAGAAUAUAAAAAGCAUAAGAAGGAAGGAAAAGGAAGAAUAACAUUAAAAUUAAAGAAGUCCUUACUAACAGGAGAGGUGGUAAGAGAUGUGGACUACAAAAGAAAACGUAUUUCUGCGCAGGAAGCUUUAUUAGCAAUCAAAAGAGUUCGUGUUGAAGAAGAUGACGACGCUAGCUCUGUGUAUGGGAGCAGCCAUCACUCCUCUCCCUCGGCAAGUCCUGCACCCAUUGACCGGUCGGCUCAUAAAAGACACUCGUCAACUUCUAGCCAAAAAAUGAAACAGAGUACGAGUUCCAAUUCCUAUGACAUAGAUAACAUCGUAAUUCCAUAUAGUAUGGCAGCCUCAACUCGCGUUGAAAAGUUGGAGUAUAAGGAGAUUCCGACUCCAAAAUGGAGGAUAGUUCCCCUUAUACCAAAUAAUGUUCACAGCGGUACUAGUCAAGAAGAUGAGUUUGAGGAAGAUGUCAGUGAAGAAGCGACCCUUGCCAGACACAGCCGUAGCGAAGAAUUGGAGCGCAAGAAGUUCCUUCAACAUCUCCAUAUGCAAGUUACCUCCAGGUCCUCGAGGUCACGACGGACGGACUCCUCAGGAACUAAUACACCAGACCAUCCGUUGUCUCCAAGGCCACCUGAUCCAGCAAGUGACACCAUAUCACCCCUAGCCACUCCUCCCACCACACCUCUAGCUCCUUCGGAAGACUCCAAUCAAUCUUCAUCCCUCUCAGCAGUCCCAGCAGUCUCUAGUGCUUCAGCUUUCCCAACAUCAAGUUUAUCCAUCACUUCUCCCAUGUCUACAUUAUCCAAUAGUACUACACAACUCUCUGGGUAUUCUGGCAAUUCGCAAUCCCAGUCAGGCCAGCUUCUUGUCCACAACUCCCAGCUGGGAGGAUGUAUAUACAACCCCUUAACUUCAUCUACAUCCCAAGCCACAACCACCUCACUAAGCACUGCGCCACUCACCACUUCCACGUCAUCUUCCACUCCAUCUUCACAUCUGCCCGGUAGCCGUCGUAACCGCACCUUCAGCAGUGGAAGCCGAUCUCGGGGAUUCCUUGGCUUGGAUGACAGUUUAACAGAAAGAAUGGAGGGUGUAGUUCCAUAUGAACAACGUGUCUUCCCAUUGAACAAUGCAGAAUAUAUGAUUAUGGUGAGGGAGACAGAUGACUGUGAUAUUGGCCCCCCCAGCCCUCCGUUAGACUCCUCCAGUCAUGAACCCAUCAAUAUGGAAGAGAGUGGGCGUAGCUCUCCAAUGAGUGAGGUUACUGAUUCAGCACCAGAGGAUGAUGGUCAGUUUGAUGAUACUGCUGAACCUAAAUGGACCAUCUCCGGGUUGAAGGAUGCUACUGGGCAAUGUGUGCUGCAGAUUCAUCGCAACUGAUGGUGGCAUACUUGGAAAUUCCAACUUCAAGAACUUAACAGGCAUAAAAAAUGCAUGGGCAAAGCAGAGCUAGAAAUAAGUCCAAAACCAAAGAAAAGGACAAGCAAAGUUUGUUGUUUAGAACUUACGUAUUCUACUUACAAUACUGCACAUGAAGUGUACAGAAAUAUGAAAUACUGAAUCUUCAUAAAGGAAUGUAUAGAAGAAUGUUCAUAAAUGCAUUUAAUAUGGCUAUAGGAAGAACCUUUAAAAGCAUUGAAAGCUUCUUUAUAUAUGCAAUACUACAUGUUCUGGAUUAAGUGAUGCCUUGUAUAAAGUGUGUGAAAAGUACAGUUGGGCAUGCAUCCUCAAGGGAAAAAAUAAAGAUCAUAUGUAGAUGCACUGGUAAAUUAAAAUUAGAAUAGAUAAUGAUGAAAUGUUUAUAUUAAAUUUAUCAUUGUAUUAGUCAUUUGGAUUUUUGUUUUUGAAGAUUAUAAACCAAUCAGAAUGAUAUGAUGAUAAAAAAAAUGAAAAACAAAAAAAGUACAUAUGAAAAAAAACAAAAAAAGUUAUGAGGAACUGCUAAAUUAAACUUGAAAAAUAUAUUAGGAUUGAGAUAUCAUUAGCAAGGUAAGGGGUAUGAAGAAUCACAAGGUUGUUUGCACGUGAGUUAUGAGGAUUCAGCAAGGCUCAGCAAUCUGUGAUUGUUCUUCACUUUUUUCUUUUUUCUAUUUUUCUUUCUUUAUUUUGUAUAAUUUUAACGAGCAAGUGCGUGUGCAAGGUUAGUUCUAGAUAGGUUAGUCAAGACGAUUAAUGGCUGUAGUGUAGGUUGCUUGAAUGAGCAGUUGAGAUAGAUAGUUUAAGAUGUAGACCGGUGGUAGAAGCAUAGAGAGAAUGAUUGAGAAAAGUUAUUCUUUGGAAAGUGUUAUAUGCAUUCAACCUAAUUGAAGUUUUUGUUUAAUGAGCAUCAGAAGAAAUUGUUGUUGCUUUGUAUUAGGCAUUGAAGGCUUAUGUUGGUAAAUUAAGACCUAUAUUGUGCCAUCCAAUCUGGAUUAUUUGAAUGGAAAUAAUGUUACAGGCAGUUGUUUUCUGGUUAUGAAAAGGGAAUUACUUACGUUCUUUAUUGUACUGAAAGUGUUAUCUAUUUUAGUAUUUCAUGGGUGUAUCGUAAAACAGUUUCGAAAGUCUAGAUUUAUGGUACAUGAUUAAUUUAUUGUAUGCACUGCCAAAGAUCAUCCUUAAUUACCAUUUAUAUACCCAGUGAUUCUGAAAGUGGAAAUUUUGUGGUAAGAUGAUCAGUAUGUAUAGGAGUGGAAUAUUCAAACAUACCUGCUUGUAAGAAUCAGGUAAUUUGUCUUGUAGUAACUACGAUAAUCACAAAUUAUCCUGCUAUCAGUAAACAUUAAACCACAUUGACAAGUUUGAUGUAGAAGCUGGGAUGUUAGAACUUAGACAUCAUGAAGGCUGGUGUAUGCUUAGCUGCCCAUUCUAAUAUAUAACUGUAUAUUGAUGCUUUGUCUUAUAAAGGAGACACAAGUGUCAAAUCUUGAUCUGUAUCCUUUGCUCAUUAGUUUGCAACAUGUAAUAGAACGUCAGAAUUAAAAACAAAAACAAAAAAAAAGAAUUGUGUAUUUGCAUGAGGAAAAUAUGGCCUCAAGACUCGUCGGUCCUCUCUCGAAUGUGCUGUGCUUUACCCCUCCAAUGGUUACACAGCUAAUUAUACGCUUAUGUAAUCUGUGUCAUGGACUCUCCCAAUAGCUCAUUGUAAUCUUGUUUGUACUUUUUGUUUCCACUUUCAUAGAAGAAAUGACGUGUUCAUCUUUACUAUUAUUGAAUUGUUCCCUCUCCCUUGUUUUCCUUGAUGUAGGUGGUCACUGUACCUAUUUUUCUGUUUUUAGUCUAGAGGACUAAUAUGAGGUAUUCUUACCAAUUACGUUUUGCUUUGUUUAAAAAUGGUUGCUCCCAUGGGGCCUUGUAAUAAAGUUAUUGUAAAAUAAUGAUAGUGAUUGAAUAUUUGUACCUUUGUCGCCAUUGCCCAUCCAACCCAAACUACUUCUGUAUUUAGUUCACUAAAUUAGACCUGACCCUUACCCCAUUUUUUAAGGAGAAUAUUUAGUUUUUCACUUAUGGUCUGCAUCAUGUGGGGAGGAUGGGUAUAAUGGUAUCAUUGUAAAUAGUGUAUAGGAUCCAAUUUGAACACAAGUAUUGAGAUUGUUCAAUGAUCAAUUGGAAAAUACUUGUUGCCUGAUUGAGAAAGCACUGUCCUAAGUCAUUGAAAAAAGAAAAAAAUAUAUAAACUGU